CGCGGUCGUCUCCUCCGCGGCGCCCGCGCCGCGCCGAUCGGUCGUCCCCGCCGCCGGCGGUGGCGGUCCCGUCGUCGCGGACACCGUCCCCGAGGACGUGAGAUUCGACAUGACCCCCGAGGGCGAGAAGAAGCGCUGGUCGAUGAUCUUCGCCCUCUUCUGCGCGUUCGUGCUCUGCAACCUCGACAAGGUGAACAUGUCCGUCGCGAUCGUCCCGAUGGCCCAGUCUUUCGGCUGGACGUCCAUCGAGAAGGGUCUCGUGCAGUCCGCGUUCUUCUGGGGCUACGCGUUCACGCAGAUCCCGGGCGGGUACCUCGCGUCGAAGUACGGCGGCAAGUUCGUCCUCUUCGCGGGCGUGAUGCUGUGGUCGUUCGGGACCCUGAUCGCGCCCGCGUGCGCGCACUUCUCCUUCACCGCGCUUCUCGUCUCGCGCUUCCUCGUCGGUCUCGGCGAAGGCGUCGCGCCGUCCGCGGCGACGGGCGUUCUCGCGAAGGGUGUCCCCGGUUCCCAGCGUUCCGCGGCGGUCACCGCGACGUUCGGCGGUUUGGACGUGGGCUCCCUCUCCGGGCUCAUCGUCGCGCCGCCCAUCAUUCUUUUCCUCGGCGGCUGGGCCGCGGUGUUCUAUCUCUUCGGCGCGCUCGGGUUCAUUUGGGGGGCGUGGUGGGCCUUGUGCUACAUGAGAGACAAGAGCACCGACGCGAGGGAUACCCCGGAGGAAGUCGCGGCUAAGGCUGCGGCGCCGGAGAAGGCGGAGGACCCGAUCCCGUGGGGCGCGUUUUUCAAGAACAAGUCGUUCUGGGCGCUCAUGGCGGCGCACUUCACGUGGAACUACUUCUCCUACGGCCUCCUCGCGUGGCUGCCGUCGUUCCUCUCCAGCGCGCUCAACGUGUCUCUGAGCAAGUCGUCGUUCCUGUCCAUCCUGCCGUACCUCGCGACGGUCGGCAUGACGCUCAUCGUCGCCCCGACCGCGGCGAAGCUCGAAGCGGGCGGGAUGACGCGCACCAACGUCCGCAAGCUGUCGCAGACGCUCUGCUUCACCGGCGGCGCGGUCUGCCUCUCCGCGGUCGCGUUCGUCGUGAACAGCACCCCCCCGGAGGCGGUCACGCAGACGACCGUGAUCACGAUCAUGACCCUGCUCUCGAUCGGUUUCGGCCUCGGCGCGUGGGUAAGAACCGGGUUGUUCUGCGGGCACCAAGACAUCUCGCCGAAGUACGCGUCGAUCAUGCUCGGGACGACCAACACGCUCGCCGCGGUCGCGUCGACGCUCUCGACGUUCUUCACCGGGUACUUCUUCUCCAUCACGGGCGGGAACUGGGCGCUGUCUCUCUUCCUCCCGAUCGCGUUCUUCCAGGUCGUGAGCACGCUCAUCUUCAUGAUGUGGGACUCCACGCCCGUGGACUUCGACGCGAUCCAGGCUGAGGGCAAGCUCAAGGCGGCGUGAUCGUGAGGCGACGGUUUCGGUUUCGUCUACUGGUUGACGCCUCGCGACGCGCGCGCGUUCGCGGGGCGUGACGAUUGAUCCAAAUUCAUUCAAGUUUAUAAGACAUGCAUUCGCGCAGAAAACGAGUGAGAGUGGGGAGAGGUGAGGUGGGGGUGUUUUUUAUCAGGCGACGUGAGCGGGCGAAGCCGCCCGCGGUGAACGCGUGCUUCGACUGAGUCAUCGAAGAGCACGCACCCUUUGAAAUAUUAUCGGGUCAUCCCGCAUGCACUUAAA
Messenger RNA from Micromonas pusilla CCMP1545, 1714 nucleotides. Its product is annotated as major facilitator superfamily. The coding region runs from base 110 to 1441 and encodes 443 amino acids. Gene Ontology annotation, biological process: transmembrane transport. Gene Ontology annotation, molecular function: transmembrane transporter activity. The transcript has a single exon. Lineage: Eukaryota; Viridiplantae; Chlorophyta; Mamiellophyceae; Mamiellales; Mamiellaceae. The record is from RefSeq and is a predicted model, not a curated record.